Molecule: messenger RNA, 1131 nt
Organism: Aspergillus pseudotamarii
Lineage: Eukaryota; Fungi; Ascomycota; Eurotiomycetes; Eurotiales; Aspergillaceae
Exons: 4
Coding region: 1-1014 (337 amino acids)
Source: RefSeq, a predicted model, not a curated record
AUGGACUACCUGGUGAAGCAAGCUGAUAUUAAUUUGAGACAUAUUCCAUACAAGCAUGUUAUCGGUACAGUAGUAAGUCCUGAGACAAGGUCGGCUACUACGAUUGAUACUCUGAGCUCCAGCAUCCGGUUCUGGCUCUACACAAAAGGGUUUAAAAAGGAUGAAGAUAUUAUUCGCCUCCAAGAAAGAGGAUCCAGCUUAGCUGAAGCUCUUCUGAUGCUAAUGACACUUCUUCCAUACCGACCGGCACAUAUAGCAGGCAGUUCCCAGAAGAAAACUAUCAUUCCGAGCCUGACCAAAGGACGAGGCAUUUUGAAAGAAACAAGCCUGAGCAUCGCUCUCAUGCAAGUCUCGUCAGAAGGUCCGCUAGAGGACUCUACUAUUGAGGCCGCCAAGGAAGUCAGGGUUAGGCGAAUACUGGAUGCAGAGGUGCAGCUUGCCGAAGACCCAGAUUCUGUCCUUGAGAUGGCCGAAGAACAACUCAACGAGACAGAUGAUACUCCGCUGCAUGCUCUAAUUCAAAGUUCAUCGCGUAUUCCUGGUGACUCUAGUACGCGGGAUACCAUAUCUGAACCGAUAUUCAAAACACGAAUACAACUGCUCAAUGGUGGUCGCUAUUAUAACGGAUGCAGAAGGCAAAAUCUGAAAGUCGAUAUAUACUUGCCGAUGAACAUUAUUUGCUACAAUAAAUCUCGAAAGGUUUUAGAUAGCGAUGCAGGCGCUCGUCUUGCGAUUGCCGCUACCAGAGAAGAAGGUGGCCGAUUUAUUACUGUUUAUACAACCAACCAUGGUUUCUGGGCUCCAUACAAAGCCAACACAUUUGUGGAUUGGCUGAACGGCAUUGGUUACGUACAGAUCUGCCGGACACCGAGAAGAUACCUUCAUUUCCAACCUCAGUUACUAGAAGGUUUACCUGAGGAGCUGAAGUACUUUGUGAAUGGGGGUUGCACAGACGAUAAAGGGGUUAAAUUUAAGAAUGAGUUCGAGAGGGAGAGCAGCAGAAGGCAAAGAUAGUGAUGUCUUAUGCUAAGAGAUAUCCUUGUUUACAGAAUCCAAGCACGACGGGACAUCUACAUAUGUACUUAACAUUAUGAAGUGGUUCUCGACCAGAAGGAUAGACGCAGUUCCUCG